This is a messenger RNA of Staurois parvus, 614 nucleotides long. Lineage: Eukaryota; Metazoa; Chordata; Amphibia; Anura; Ranidae. The record is from the annotation of a GenBank genome assembly.
CUGUCUGCAGUCUCUGGUCAUUCCCUGCACUGUCUGCAGUCUCUGGUCAUCUCCUGUACUAUGUCCGCAGUCUCUGGUCAUCCCCUGUACUGUCUGCAGUCUCUGGUCAUCCCCUGCACUGUCCGCAGUCUCUGGUCAUCCCCUGCACUGUCCGCAGUCUCUGUCUCUGGUCAUCCCCUGCACUGUGUCCGCAGUCUCUGGUCAUCCCCUGCACUGUGUCCGCAGUCUCUGGUCAUCCCCUGCACUGUGUCCGCAGUCUCUGGUCAUCCCCUGCACUGUGUCCGCAGUCUCUGGUCAUCCCCUGCACUGUGUCCGCAGUCUCUGGUCAUCCCCUGCACUGUGUCCGCAGUCUCUGGUCAUCCCCUGCACUGUGUCCGCAGUCUCUGGUCAUCCCCUGCACUGUGUCCGCAGUCUCUGACCAUCUCCUGUACUGUGUCCGCAGUUUCUGGUCAUCUCCUGUAUUAUGUCCGCAGUCUCUGGUCAUCUCCUGUGCUGUGUCCGCAGUCUCUGGUCAUCUCCUGUGCUGUGUCCGCAGUCUCUGGUCAUCUCCUGUACUGUGUCCGCAGUCUCUGACCAUCUCCUGUAGUAUGUCCGCAGUCUCUGGUCAUCUCCUG